AUUGCGUGUUUCGCGGAGCUUCAGCAGUAACGUGGUAGUGCUCAGCUUGUUCACGUCUUUGUAGAACGAGUCUACACAACGCAGCAGCUUUUCGAAAUGUAGUUUUUUGUCACAUGAUCAGGAGCAGCAGUGUCAUUUAAAGGUAGCCUCACUAGUCUGUAGACUACUACGGAAUAUAUGUUUCACAUACAACGCUCUCCGCUAAGAAGACGAUUCACUAAACACUUUUACUCGCCAGUUUUGUAUAUUUUUUUCUCUAUGCCAUGGAGAGCGACUGCUUAUCCCUACUGCCUUCCGUCUGUAAAGUCCUAGCUAAUCCUAAACUUCUGCUACCUGACGAUACCUCUUUGGAGAAGCUUCUGGACUGGUUCAGAGAGUCGAUGAGUCAGAGUUAUGGCAAGCAUAUUAUCCCGCAUCAGCCAUCUCUCUUGCAGUUCUUACUUAGUGUGACAACAUCUCAAGAAAUGGAUCCCACUGUCUUUUCAUUUGCCCUUAAACUCACUGGGCUUCUGGCAUCUAAAGAGGACAGUUUCAACUUACUAGAGGAGAAAGGAAUGUUACAGUAUAUGUUUGAGCCAGAUAACUGGCAUAAACUAGACCUUUGGAAAAAUGCCUCCGUACGUUGUGGGUGGCUGCAAGGACUGUGGAACAUGCUGCAACACCAACAAGCCAUGGACUUUUUCUGUAAGAGAGAUCUUGUUAAGCUGGUCUUGUAUCUACAGAAUGACAAAAGCCUCUUCAUUGCCUCUUUGACCAAUCAAGUUUUAGCACACUUUUUAAAUUCCACUAUGUUAAGCAACGAUUUUGAGAGUGUGGCACAAAACUCUCCUGCCAGCACUGACUGGGCAUCAGUUACAACAAAAGUAAUGAUCCAUAUGGCAAAGUCAUUAGCUUCAGAGGAACAGGCUGUUGUCCUCUCAGGCUUAAGGCAGCUUGCUGUAGUUCUUACCCAGUGCAGAGAACCUCUGAAGGAAAUGCUGUGGACACAUGUUCUGGAACCUCUGGAGCUGCUAGCAAACCUGCAUGACGGCUCUUUAACUCAGCAUAUCAUGGCAGUUCUUCAAGUUUCUGCAAGGAGUCCACUUUUCAUCAAACCAGAGUGUAGAGUGGAGGCACUGAUGGAAGCCAUGUUGUGUUCAAGAAAUGCAAACACAUCUGUGCAAUGUGCGGCGCUGAUCCUACAACUAGAGAACUGCCCUGAGACUUUAGAAAGGAAAGCAACAAAUGUCCUCCUCCAUCCUCUACUUUUUGUCACAUCAUGCUCUCUUCAGCCUCAUGGACCAGAUUAUGAUUCACUCUUUGAGGAACAAUUAACCCAGAGAAUAUCCUGUGUCCCCCUGAUUACUCAAAGUCUGUCCAGCAUAGCUGAUCUUGUAUGCAAGAGUCCCUUGGAUGACAUUCCUGUUCGACUGAUCACUUUGUCUGUGAUAUCACUUCUAAGGAUAUGCCUUGGUCAUCACUCCACCACUUUACAAAAAGCUGGGACCUAUUCUCAUCUUAUUGGCUGCUGCAAGGUACAGAGGUGCAGCCUGGAUGUGUUGGGAAGCCUUGCUGCCUGUAAAGAGAAUGCGGACACAGUUCAUGAGGCGCUUGCAGUUCUUCUGCUAUAUCUGCAGUGUCCUGAUGUGCAUGCCACAGUCUUGAAGAAAACACAUCAAGCCAUUCUUAAAUGGUUUAGCAUAUGUUCACCCUCCACUGAUUUAUGGAAGACUGUCCAUCAUGACCUCUUCCCUUUAUUGAAAAAGCAUGUGUGUGAUGGACGAUGGGAAGUGAGAGAUUCCACUCUUGAAUUUAUUAUGCAGCUCACCGCUACACUUAAAGGCAAUAGUAAAUAUGUUGAAGCUCUCCAUGAUUGUGGCAUGGUCUCAGUGCUGUUCACAUCAUUGUCAGAUGUAGAGGGCUAUGUCCGAGCAAGUGCAGUGGCUGCUCUUGGGGAGACGUUAACUACAACUGACCUGCAACUCUCUACUAGCCUUCAGGAGGAAGCAGUUAAACAUCUGCUGACCAUUCUAACCGAAGACACUGACAGCUUCCCCCGUCGUGCUGUAAUGAAGGUCUUCACAUCAUGGCUGAAAAGCACCCUUGUUUUUACAGCAUUAGACCACACUCUGAGUUCAGUGUUGUCACUGGGUAGCAGUGACUUUGACUGGGAGGUGAAAGUUCACACGCUGGAGUUAGCAGAUGUGUUGAUGGAUUCCUUAUUAAAUUGCUGUCCAUAUUCCAUCCAUACCUUCCAGUCUUCUGAUAGGACAGGCAUAAAGCAAGCACUUAAUGAGCUGAUGGUUUUAGGGCUGUUUGAUUUGCUGUUGAAAUGCUUAUUUGAAUGUGACAGACCUGUCUCUGAGAAAGCCUGUGCACUCUUGCUGAAGCUCCAAACAUUUAUGAGGGAGACCUUCAGUGCUGGCCACAGUGAUCUUACCCUUGAAAUAAGCGGGUGCAGUUGGAGUGAAGAAAUGCUUCAAAGAUGCUACAAGAAACAACAGGGUAAUGAGUCUAAUUGUAUGAAAAAUGGAGAUCAAGUUCCUGACUUGCCAAAAAAGGUGGGUCUGUUUGAGUUAUUAGAAUUAUUAGAUCUUGAAGACAUGCAGUAUAUUUCAUCACUUAGUAGUGAUCAUGUGAUCAAUUCACCUCAAUCUAUAAUGGAAGACAUUCUGUUUGCAGCACAGCAGAGUGAAGAAAAUGUGGUAGACUGCUAUUAAGGAUGUGCCAUUUAAUAUUGAUAUUGGCUAGCAAAGGACAUUGGACAGGUCAGCUAAUGGGGCAUGUCGUUGAUUAAUAUGCAUGUGGCAUGCUUGAAGCUGUUUGCCCAGGGCAUUUCAAAGGUUUUAUAAAAGCAAAAGAUGGAAGAGAGGAUACACAAAGACUUGCAUGUCAUGUUGGUAAUAGUAUUAAUAUUGCUCUUUUGAAGUGCAACAGCUAUGGUGAAGUGUACAGUUAUUCCCUGAUCUGAUGUUCAUACUACAUCAUGACUAUUACUAAUUGUCAAAACUAGGUAACAUAAGAUACUUUUUUUUAUUAUCAUUAAAUUAGAAAUUUUUGCCUCAUUUGUGCUUGAUGUUGCUCAUUCUGCGUGAAAUUGGCCCCACAAUGUAGUCCUUUUUUAUAACACUUCUGAGAACAGAACUGAACAUUUCCUUGGAUUUCUGUUAUUUUGCUCUGCAAUUCUUUGUAAUUUGGUGUUUUUGUAGUGUGUGUGUGUGUGUGUGUGUGUGUGUGUGUGUGAGAGAGCGAGAAUGAAACGGAUGUAUUGGCACAUUGGAACAAUUUUACUGGGAUAUUAACUAUUAUACAAGUGUCAAGCAUAAAAAUGAGAAAAUAAAUGGCAAUGAAGGAA
Molecule: messenger RNA, 3334 nt
Organism: Pygocentrus nattereri (red-bellied piranha)
Lineage: Eukaryota; Metazoa; Chordata; Actinopteri; Characiformes; Serrasalmidae
Gene: brat1
Product: BRCA1-associated ATM activator 1
Exons: 14
Coding region: 264-2699 (811 amino acids)
Biological process (GO): DNA damage response; cell population proliferation; positive regulation of protein phosphorylation
Cellular component (GO): nucleus
Source: RefSeq, a predicted model, not a curated record